AUGGCGACGCGGACGAGCAUCGGCGCGUCCGCGAGCAUGGAGACGCGCGCGCCGCUCGCGGUCGACCCGCGCUUCUGGUCCUGGGCGCUGAAGCACGGCGUCGAGCCGCGCGACUGCCGCCCGGACUUCGUCGGAUCCGCGCGCGAGGGAUGGCGGGGCGUCGUCGCGACCGCGCCCAUCGCGGCCGGCGCCACGCUCCUGCGCGUCCCGACCGCGCUCCUCAUGUCCGGCCGCACCGCGGCCGCGGACGACGUCCUCGCGCGCGCGCUGAGCGAACAUCACGAGCGCGACGGCGAACCGCCGCUGACGCCGACGGAUCGACUCGCGGUGCACCUCCUGCGCGAGCUCUCGCGAGGCGCCGAGAGCUUCUGGCACCUCUACCUGAGGCAGCUCCCGCGGUCGUACGCGCUGACGUGCGGCUGGACCGCCGCGGAGCGAAACGCGCUGCAGCUCCCGCACGCCGUCGACGCCGCGGAUCGAAGCGCGGCGGCGUGCCGCGACGCGUGGGCGCGCGCGACGCCCGUCAUGGAAAAGAUUGGGCUGCCGGCGACGUAUCGAUCGUUCGGCGCGUGGGCGUGGGCCGCCGCGACGAUCAGCUCGCGCACGGUCUUCGUCCCGUUCGACGCCGCGGGCGCGCUGUGCCCGGUGGGCGACUUGUUCAACUACGUCCCGCCGACGCCGCCGCACGUCCCGAAGGUGGUGGGGACGCCGCUGGAGGGACCGAGCGACGAGCGCGACGACGAAGAAGACGAUGAAAACGAUUCGUAUUUUUUGCGCCGCGGCGUCGGCGGCGACGGCGCGUGGCACGAGGCGUCCGACGCGUGGGUCUUCGUCGCGCGGCGGGACUAUCGCAAGGGCGAGGAGAUAUCGCUGUGCUACGGCCAGCACACCAACUUGGGUCUGUUGACGCACUACGGGUUCACGAUGAGUCACGGCGAGAACGCGCACGACGAGGCGCCGCUCGUCGUCGACGCGAAGACGCUGGACGUGGAUUUCCCGGCGGCGGUGGGCGACGUCGGGUCGUAUCGUAACGCACACGAGAUAUGCGUUUUCCCGCGCGGUGGCGUGAGCUGGAGCACCCUCGAGCGGCUGCGCCUCGCCGCGCACGCGACGCUCGUUGGGAAACCCCCGGGGAAGGACGUCCGCGAGCGCGCGAGACGAGGCGAGGCGCUCGGCGCGGCGUGCGAGACGCUCGCGCACGAGGCUGUCGUCGCCGCCGCCGCCGCCGCGUUGACGUCCGCGCCGACGACCGCGGCGGAGGACGCGGAGAUCGUCGCGCGGAUGGAGGCGGAGGGGGUCGAACUCGCGGCGAACGUCGACGAGCCCGGCGGCGUCGCGCGCGACGGGUCGCUGGCGGAGUGGGCGAGGGUGAAGGCGGGGGAGGAGGAGGAGGAGGAGGAGGCAGAGGGCGCCGCCGCGGCGUCGGAAAACAUGCUUCUCGCGGUGCGAUGGCGGUUGUCGUAUAAGCGGUCCGUGCAGGCUGCGUAUAAGCUCGCGGCCGCGAGGGUCGCGGAGGCCGCUCGCGCGCUGGAGGGCGGCGGCGCGAGCGGUGCCGUCGGUCUCAGGGACUUGAGAAUAGCGCGUCCGAAGACGCUGCGAGGCGGGCGGUGA
Molecule: messenger RNA, 1611 nt
Organism: Micromonas pusilla CCMP1545
Lineage: Eukaryota; Viridiplantae; Chlorophyta; Mamiellophyceae; Mamiellales; Mamiellaceae
Product: set domain protein
Exons: 2
Coding region: 1-1611 (536 amino acids)
Biological process (GO): peptidyl-lysine monomethylation
Molecular function (GO): protein binding; protein-lysine N-methyltransferase activity
Source: RefSeq, a predicted model, not a curated record